This is a messenger RNA of Paramuricea clavata, 381 nucleotides long. NCBI's taxonomy places the organism in Eukaryota, Metazoa, Cnidaria, Anthozoa, Malacalcyonacea, Plexauridae. The record is from the annotation of a GenBank genome assembly.
AUGACAAGUAUCCGGCUAUUGUUUAAGGAUUUGGAAUCCACUCAACCAAUAAAUGUAAAUCACCUUGAAACUCCUCAUGACCAACAACAAGCUGUUUUGGAAUGUUUUUCAGAUACGAAAGACACAAACAGCGAACAUGUGGUCACUAUUCCAACAAAAAACAGUUUUUCACCCCUACUUGUUGAAGAAACAAAUACCAACGACAACGAAACCGAUGCAGACAAUGAAAACAACAGGCGACAACGGAGAGAUUCUGCUACCCAAACGGUGAAAAAAGAUCACAACAGCCACAAAAAGCCAAAAGACAAGCCCGCAUAUGAGCAAAGAGCAGGCUCGGAGACAGGCCAUCGUCUUAAUGUGGCCAUUAUUGGAGAUUCCAUG